Messenger RNA from Dreissena polymorpha, 1409 nucleotides. RefSeq lists its product as uncharacterized. Lineage: Eukaryota; Metazoa; Mollusca; Bivalvia; Myida; Dreissenidae. The coding region runs from base 1 to 1020 and encodes 339 amino acids. The record is from RefSeq and is a predicted model, not a curated record. The transcript is spliced from 5 exons.
AUGGAAGAGAAGUAUGAACAGAUGGUUAAAAACUUGUCUUCUCUAACUGCAGUAAGAAACCAAGCCAGAAUAAAAGAUGGUCUGAAAGAGGCUUUCAAGAAAAGUAUGGAACCAGUGGUUGAUCUUGUGAACAAACGUUUCUCACAAAUGAGCUUGAAAGGAAACCCUGUUAAAACUUUGAAAGGGGUAUCAGAUGAAGAGAUCACAUCCAUCUUAGAUAUCACUGGUGUUGGCUUUGGAGCAGAUAGUCAAGUAGCCGCAGCUGACACAAAAAGCGCUGAAUUGAAGAAAAGCAAGCAUCUGCAGGAUUUCUUUGAGAGGCAUGCAGAAUCCAGCCACUACUGCCUCCAGUUAAAGAAGUGUUCAUCCCAUGAAUGUGGCUACUGCUCCGUCAACCCAGUCCGAGAUCAGGAUGUUUUUGACCGCCUCAGGUUCCUCCCUGAACCAAAGCCGGACGAAAAUGGUGAACACUACCUACCAUUCAGUGAGUUGUUUGGGAAAGCCCUGACCCGUGACAAGUACAGACCCUCAACCAGACCAUGUGGAACCUAUGAUGAGGAAUUACAAAACCAUGAUAAAGAGAAUCGAGAAAUUUUGAGGAAUGAGAAGCUUCGAGAUGCUGUCCUUUGCGGAGAAUGUAGCAGGCCAAGAUGUGUCUUCAGUCCAAACAAGCUUGACCGACAACAGGAGGAAUUCUUGCGGAACAUUAAGGCAUGCCAUUCGUAUAUCUGUGGAGAUCAGUUGGAAGAUGCACCUGACCUCUAUGUUCGGAGAUGCGUGACCUGCAGCUCUGAGGUGGAAACAGCUUAUUUCUCAGCCAAGUGUCGGCAUUACCUACCACCAGUGUGCAUCCACUGUGGAUCUCCUGAUUGUCUGUUAGAUGACAACGAUGCAUAUGUUGCAGAUUUGUAUACAAAAUAUUCCAUAGUCAGGCCAAUUUGUGUGUCUUGUCGACAUUCUGGAAAAGAGGCAAAAACAUGGGGCGCCAAGAAGUUUGUAAAAAAACAAAAAGUCAAAUGAACUCAUUCAAGCCUUCAAAAGUUCUUACUUUGAUUUGGUUUGUAAAUGAGACCAAAGCAAAAGUAUGUGUAUAUGAUGACCAUCAUCAUCAUGUUUAUAAAUGUUAACAUGUUGUGAUUGAAAAUGAAAAAUCAUGGAUUGGAAUAAAGAGCAAAUGCUUUAACUUUUAAAAAUAUUAGUGUUUCGUAUUUUCCAGUUUAAUUUCUAUUUCUACAGAUUUUAAUUGUUUUGUGUUAAGAUUAAAGUUGAUACUAGUCAUUUGUGAUUGCACUUUUCUUGGAAAAGUAUGUUUUAUUGUAAAUUGAUGUGUUUUUUAAAUAGUCACGCUAAAUAUAGUUCUACUACUAUUGUUAUAAAUAUAUAUUAUAGUACUAGUCAUUUACUAGAAC